This is a messenger RNA of Ochotona princeps (American pika), 2527 nucleotides long. It is a transcript of the gene CRHR2, whose product is annotated as corticotropin releasing hormone receptor 2. Gene Ontology annotation, molecular function: G protein-coupled peptide receptor activity; corticotrophin-releasing factor receptor activity; peptide hormone binding. The record is from RefSeq and is a predicted model, not a curated record. NCBI's taxonomy places the organism in Eukaryota, Metazoa, Chordata, Mammalia, Lagomorpha, Ochotonidae. Gene Ontology annotation, biological process: long-term synaptic potentiation; cell surface receptor signaling pathway; adenylate cyclase-modulating G protein-coupled receptor signaling pathway. The transcript has 12 exons. Bases 220 to 1455 code for a protein of 411 amino acids. Gene Ontology annotation, cellular component: plasma membrane; dendrite; axon terminus.
GGUGGACCCGAAUGCCUGGGUGCUUCUCCGCUGCUCCUAGCUGGGAAGGUCCCGACUUGACAGCUCCGGACGACUGGGCACAGCACCCCGAGACUGCCCGGCAGAACCGAGCUGGUGCUCCCGGGGCAGGGAGCCUGCGCUCACUUGGGCACCCACUACCCGGGCAGCCACGCGGGGCGCGCACUCCCACGCCCUCUGCGCGCGCGUUUGCUGGACGCGAUGGACGCGGCGCUGCUCCACAGCUUGCUGGAGGCCAACUGUAGCCUGGCGCUGGCCGAGGAGCUGCUGUUGGACGGCUGGAAGCUGCAGCCCCUGGACCCCGAGGCUCCCUUCUACUGCAACACGACCUUGGACCAGAUUGGGACGUGCUGGCCCCGGAGCGCGGCCGGAGCUCUGGUGGAGAGACCCUGCCCAGAGUACUUCAAUGGCAUCAAGUACAACACCACCCGGAAUGCCUACCGGGAAUGCCUGGAGAAUGGGACAUGGGCUUCGAGGAUCAACUACUCACAGUGUGAGCCCAUUUUGGAUGACAAGCAGAGAAAGUACGACCUGCACUACCGCAUUGCCCUGGUCGUGAACUACUUGGGACACUGCAUUUCCAUGGCUGCCCUGGUGGCGGCUUUCCUGCUGUUCCUGGCCCUGCGGAGCAUCCGCUGUCUGAGGAAUGUGAUCCACUGGAACCUCAUCGCCACCUUCAUCCUGCGAAAUGUCACGUGGUUCCUGCUGCAGCUCAUUGACCAUGAAGUUCACGAGACCAAUGAGGUGUGGUGCCGCUGCAUCACCACCAUCUUCAACUACUUCGUGGUCACCAACUUCUUCUGGAUGUUCGCAGAGGGCUGCUACCUGCAUACGGCUAUCGUCAUGACCUAUUCUACCGAGCGCCUGCGCAAGUGGCUCUUCCUCUUCAUCGGAUGGUGUGUUCCCUGUCCCAUCAUCAUAGCCUGGGCCAUUGGCAAACUGUACUACGAGAACGAGCAGUGCUGGUUUGGCAAGGAACCUGGUGAUCUAGUGGACUACAUCUACCAGGGCCCCAUCAUCCUUGUGCUCCUGAUAAACUUUGUGUUUCUGUUCAACAUCGUCAGGAUCCUCAUGACAAAGCUGCGGGCGUCCACUACCUCUGAGACAAUCCAGUACAGGAAGGCGGUGAAGGCCACCCUGGUCCUGCUGCCCCUGCUGGGCAUCACCUAUAUGCUCUUCUUUGUCAACCCCGGGGAGGAUGACCUGUCACAGAUUGUGUUCAUCUACUUCAACUCCUUUCUGCAGUCCUUCCAGGGUUUCUUUGUGUCCGUCUUCUACUGUUUCUUCAAUGGAGAGGUGCGUUCGACCCUGAGGAAGAGGUGGCAUCGCUGGCAAGACCACCACACCCUACGCGUGCCCGUGGCCCGAGCCAUGUCCAUUCCCACAUCUCCCACGCGGAUCAGUUUCCACAGCAUCAAGCACACAGCUGCAGUGUGACCCCCAGGAGCCCACCUGCCUCUCCCAGUCCCGCUCUGGGCCCUGCUUGCUACAUGGGUCCUGCUGGGGCAGCGGGCAAGGGAGAGCCCAGUGCCACAGCAUGGCAGGAAGGAGCUGGUGGAGCAGCCACGGAAGAGGAACUCUAGGGGACACUAGGGGAACUGGGAACAGAAGGGCUUCCUGGAACCUUGACAGGAGCUGUUUAGGCGUCUGCCUACCCCAGCCUCUCCCUGGGUCCCCACUGUAGCUCCAUUCACAGGUGGGAAAACUGAGGUUGGCAGUGGGGGGAGGGUAUGUGCCAGGCGGAGGAGUUGAGGGUUUGCCAGGGUGUCUGGCUUCCACCUCCAUGCUCAGGGCAUGUUGUGCAGGUGGUGGAAGCAAGGACUAGUUCCUCCCAGGAGCUGUCACCAAGAGGAGCCUCCUGGAGCCCAUCUCCUCCCCAGCCAGCCCGCCACCUGCUCUCAGGCCUCUGGAAAGGGUGCAGGCUUUCAGGCCCAGCUUCCUCUCCUGGGGGGUGUGGGAGGAACAGGCACAGUCACCUUGCUUAGGACAAAUUACAGCCGAAUCCCCAGAGUCACAGCCAAUGGGAAUAACAGGUGUGCCUAUGGGGAUCAGAACCCAUUCCCCAGCCCUUCAACCACACCUGCAGCCCUCCUCAGGCCACUUGACCAGGCUCUGGAGGGGUGGGCCUGUAGGUCAUGUCCCCAUCAGCCUCAGUGGCAGAUAUGCAUCCUGCACCUGCCUUCCAACCUGGAGUAGGUCUAGGGUCUCCAUGGUCAAGAGCCCACAGGUCUAUCCCUCCCUCUCCCCGUGCCCCAGCCAAGGGCAGUUGAUUCAGCAUGGGAGAUAGUGUGGUUGAGGCUCUGGAGUUUGGACAGGCACUGCCCUUCGGUUCCCAAGAGCAACAAACAGUGGGGCAGUCCCCGGGUGUGGCCUCCACAUCAACCCCCAAGGAUGCCGACUGGGUGCUGGAAGACAGAAGCCCUUGGGUUAUUGGCUCCCAAAGCAUUUUUAUUCUAGGUAUCCCCCCACCUCCCCACCCUCAACAGAAAUAAAUGUGAAAAAGUCUGUA